UAAUGGGAUCUAAACCUACAGUUCCUGAAUCUGUUAAAUCAAUGAGUACUAAGAAAGACACUGAAUUUUCUGUUCACAUAGUCUAUUGCAGUGGAUGAGGAUAUGGCUAAUUUUACAAUUUCUUUGUUGAAUGUUUAUAAAUUAUCUAUCCUAAUGCAAAGGUUACAGGUGAAUAGACACCAAAUGUAAAAUUAGAAAUUAUAAGUUAGGUUUCUGGGUAUUUCGAAAUAGAAAUUACAAAAAAUGGUAAAAAAUAGGUUGUUCAUUCAAAAAAGAAUGGAGAUGGCAUUUUCAAUGAAAAAUCAUGUCAACCAAUAUUAGAUAAAUUAAAGAAUUAUGUUGAGGCUUGAGUGACU
Molecule: messenger RNA, 356 nt
Organism: Paramecium pentaurelia
Lineage: Eukaryota; Ciliophora; Oligohymenophorea; Peniculida; Parameciidae
Source: the annotation of a GenBank genome assembly